Drosophila sulfurigaster albostrigata is the source of this 1135-nucleotide messenger RNA. RefSeq lists its product as uncharacterized. The transcript is spliced from 2 exons. Bases 145 to 855 code for a protein of 236 amino acids. NCBI's taxonomy places the organism in Eukaryota, Metazoa, Arthropoda, Insecta, Diptera, Drosophilidae. The record is from RefSeq and is a predicted model, not a curated record.
GCAGUUCAGUCGUCAAACGGCAGCAUUUAACUAAAGUCGCAAUCGCGGAGUGGGAGAAACUUAACAAAAAAAAAACCUCUGACUGAGAUCAAUUUAAUAGAGCGUAGUUAACGUAGUGUUCCAUAUUUUUGGUGAUUUAACGAAAUGUUCGGCAUUCGUCAUAUUUUGCUGCUCUUGGUGGCAUUGUGGGCUCUGCUCGCCAUCGGUCUGGCCAAGGAGUCUGAGGAGCUGGUCAAGGAGGAGGUGAUUGAGAUCGAGAACAAACCGCAAAAGGUCAUACACGUGAUUCCGCAGGAGCUGCCGGUGAGACAGGAUCGCCACAAGGAUCAAAUGAACUCGGAACUGUUUCAGAUACAGACACUGCGACCGGGCGGCAAGGUGGGACGCCAACGGCAGUAUUUGGACUCGAGACGCAUGCGUCCGGCCGCCAAGCAUGGUGAAGCAACGCUGAGCGCAUUAAAAAACUCGAACACGUUCGAACUAAAAGCCUUUCCCAAGCAGAAGCUGAAGACAAAGCAGCAGAAGCAAUUGCAGUUCUCCCCCGAAACUAAGAGCAAUCCAAGUGAUCCGGAUACGGCGCUCCCCAUACAGGUGACACCCGGCGCCUAUCCCAUCUAUUAUGUGGUGUCCAAGACGAACGGCCGUUUCGGCAAAUUCCCCAUCAAAUCCUUUCGCUCGCCCGCCGAGUUCGCCAAGUAUCUGAUCAAGAGCAAGGCGGAGCCGAUACCGCGCAACCAGCGAUUCGAGACUGCUCCAUUGGUGGUGACUCCGGUAACGACUCCGGUGGCGACUCGGGCGACGACCGAGGGGUCAGUCGUGAGACUGUUAGUAGGUAGUAGCUUGACUGCUUUGUGAUCUUGCACGCGCGCGCUCAUUGUAUGCUUAGUUAAAUUAUUAUUCACCAUAAUUAUAAUUGCUAAUUACCACAAAACUUAUACUAAUUACUACCUAACAUAUAAUGUACUCGUAAUCGUAUUCGUACUCGUACACGUACUCGUAUCUAGAUACGAUAUCUUGUAUCUUGUAACUCCCCUCAAAACGAACCCAUGUACCCCCACGUACCCCACAACAUGCUUGCCAAAAAUGAACAAAAAAAAAAACACAAAACACAGAAAUAAACGCCUCUUGAAAAUGC